Camelina sativa (false flax) is the source of this 332-nucleotide messenger RNA. The record is from RefSeq and is a predicted model, not a curated record. NCBI's taxonomy places the organism in Eukaryota, Viridiplantae, Streptophyta, Magnoliopsida, Brassicales, Brassicaceae.
AUUUAUAUGAUCAAGGAGCGAGGAAAUUCGCGGUGAUGGGAGUGAUACCGUUGGGAUGCUUGCCUAUGACGAGAAUCGGGGUUUGCAACUUCUUCGCGAAUAAACUUGCUGAAGACUACAACGGAAAAUUGAGGAGAGGGGUUAAAACUUGGGGAGGAGAAUCAGGUUUUCGCGGUGCAAAAUUUGUCUAUGUUGACAUGUACAACACUCUUAUGGAUGUUAUCAAAAAUUAUAGAAGAUACGGAUUUUCUAAUGAGAAGAAAGGGUGUUGUUGUAUGCUUUCGUCAAUAGUACCAUGCCCCAACCCAGAUAAAUACGUCUUCUAUGACUUU